AGCAAGCGGAAAUGACGUGCGAGGGUGCGGAGGAUGCCGGGAGGCAGCCCUUCGCGGAGGGUGGUGGGGCUCUGGGAACUCUCCGACCUCGACACGCCCAGACGGGAUGGAGAGGAGGCAAUCGGGGCUGGAAGAAAGGCGGGUCCGAAGCCGGGGCAGGCCGUGAGGGCCUGUCAAAAAUGGAACCAAACUCUCUGAGGACUAAAGUUCCAGCAUUUUUAUCUGAUUUGGGAAAAGCUACCUUGCGCGGGAUCAGGAAGUGUCCCCGGUGUGGCACAUAUAAUGGAACCCGAGGACUGAGUUGUAAGAACAAAACAUGUGGAACCAUUUUUCGCUAUGGAGCACGAAAGCAACCCAGCAUUGAAGCUGUCAAAAUAAUCACAGGAUCUGAUCUACAUAUCUACUCAGUGCGGCAGAGAGACAGGGGUCCAGAUUACCGAUGUUUUGUGGAGUUGGGUGUUUCAGAGACGACGAUUCAGACAGUGGAUGGUACCAUCAUUAGCCAGCUGAGCUCAGGACGUUGUUAUGUCCCUUCGUGUUUAAAAGCAGCCACUCAAGGUGUUGUUGAAAAUCAGUGUCAGCAUAUCAAGCUGGCCAUAAACUGCCAGGCAGAGGCCACACCUUUGACCUUGAAAAGCUCAGUCUUGAACUCAAUGCAGGCCUCCCCAGAAACCAAACAGACCAUCUGGCAGUUGGCCACAGAACCUACUGGUCCACUGGUACAAAGGAUCACUAAAAACAUUUUGGUAGUGAAAUGCAAGGCCAGUCAGAAGCACAGCUUAGGGUAUUUGCAUGCAUCCUUUGUUCAGAAAAUCAGUGCCAAGAGCAUGACAGAGCGCCGGUUCUUCUGUUCCUGCCAGACUCUGAAAUCAAACAAGUCGAACACCUCCAAGGACGAGCUGGCCCAGAGAUGCAUUCAUUUCUUUGCAUGCAUCUGUGCCUUUGCCAGUGAUGAGACAUUGGCUCAAGAAUUCUCUGACUUUCUCAGUUUUGAUUCCAAUGGUCUUAAAGGGAUUAUUGUGCCCCAGUUAGGUUGUCAUCCAGAAUCUACAGCACAGAUUUGUGAGUCCACUGCUUCUAAGCCAAAGAAGAGAAAAAGGGAUGAAGCAUCUGGUACACAGACUAGUAGUCCACUUUUGGCUCAAGAUGUAGUGAGCAGUAAUCUAAGAAAAAGUAGCUUGAAAAAACCUGCAGUCACCUCUUCAAUAAAAAGGCAGGCCUGUAAUCAGCUGCUAGAUGAAUCACAGGUGACUUUGUCCUUCCAAGAUUGGCUGGCCAGUGUCACAGAACGCAUCCACCAAACCAUGCAUUAUCAAUUUGAUGGUAAACCAGAGCCAUUGGUGUUUCACAUUCCUCAGUCCUUCUUUGAUGCUCUACAACAGAGGAUCUCUGUUGGAAGUGCAAAGAAAAGGCUCCCCAACUCCACCACAGCUUUUGUGCGAAAAGAUGCCUUGCCACUGGGAACCUUCUCUAAAUACACCUGGCACAUCACAAAUAUUCUGCAGGUUAAGCAAAUCUUAGACACCCCUGAGAUGCCCUUGGAAAUCACCCGAAGCUUCAUCCAGAACCGGGAUGGAACUUAUGAGUUAUUUAAGUGCCCCAAAGUGGAAGUAGAGAAUAUAGCAGAAACUUAUGGUCGUUUAGAGAAACAGCCAGUGCUCCGACCUUUGGAACUGAAAACUUUUCUGAAAGUCGAUGAGGAAACUGAGACAUAGAGACCUUAAACUGACCACUCCAAGAUCACAUUGCUAGUAAGUAGCAGAGUUCAGGUCAUAGGUCCUCUGACUACAAAUUCUACAAAAUAUUAGUUACAUUAUAUGAUACUGUCACUCUAUACUUCUUACAUUUCAAUAGAUUUGACAUUUUCAUUGAUGAGAGUUUUCCUUCCAUUGGUACAGAUUAUAACCCAUGUCUGCCUUUUCAUCCUGUAUAAUUUUUGUCUAUAUUUUUACAGAUGAUAACUCAUGUCUGCUUUUUCAUCCUGUAUAAUUUUUGUCCAUAUUUUUACAUAGUUCUUCUGUGGAGGUUCUGACCAUUGUGUUUUCCUUUUCAUUUUGAAUUUCUGGUGGAGUAUAGAUGACUUUGCCUCAUAUAUACCAUUUAAUCAGUUCAACUUUUCUAAGCAUAGCCCUUUAUUUCUGUUUGACAUUGCUAUCAUUUUGGUCCAGGGUCUCAUCACUCUCUUUUCUGGACUAUUACAAUAACCUUCUGUUUUCCUUACCUGCCUCAAGUCUCUCUUUCACCCAGCUAUCAAAAUCAAUCUUCCUAAAGCCCAAGUUUGAUUAUGUGAACCUUCUCUCUAUUCAGUAAAUUUACAAGGCUCUCUAUAACCUAAGAGAUCAAAUAUGAAAUCCUCUGUUAGCCUUUUAAAGCCUUUCGCAAUCAUAACCUUUAUUAUUUUUCUAGUCUUCUUAAAGCUUACUAAAGUUAAGCCAGUAAGCAUUCAAUAGCCACUUACUAUAUACCAGACACUCUCCUGAAUUCUUGGGAUAUGAAGAAAGGCAAAAAACACUUUCUGUUCUCAGAGAACUCACAGAUACUCUGAUCAAGUGACUUUGGCCUCCUUUCUGUUUCAUACACAUGACAUUCCAUGUCCUGCCUCAAGGCAUUUUCACUGGCUGUAUCUUGUGUCUGGAAUGUUCACCUUCUGUAACUCAUCUCUUGGCUUUCUUGACUUUCUUCAAAUUUCAGCUAAAAUCCUAUCUUUUGUAAGAAGACAUAUUAAUGCCUUCCCUCUGAAAUAUUUCCAUUUAGUUGUAUAUAUAGCCUCUUUAUGCAUAUUUAUUUGUCUUCUCGAUUGUGAGUUCCUUGUAUUCAGGAAUUAUUCAUGCUCUUCUUUGUAAUUUCAGUUCUUAUCACAGUACCUGGCAUAGAGUGAGUGCUUAAUUAACAAGUGCUUCUUGACUUGAUAUCUUAUGUAGACAUCUAAGCCAGGUGACCAGUAGAAUUAAUGACUAGCUAUUUUUCUUGAUCCUUAUAACCUUCCAAACCUCUCCAGAAGAGGAAUUAUGUGCAAGGAAUAAAGCAAUUUCAUCUCUCUCUACAGCUUAAGACAUGAAGAAAGCUAACGAGCUAACAAAUGGAGGAGCAAAUAACAACAACAACCAAAAAAAAACCCUAAUCCCUAACCUCUUCAGUCUUUAUUUAGCAUUCCCUCCCUUACCAGUGAUUAUGCUCAGUAAGGUCUGCACAAGCCAACCCAUGAGUUUACAACAGAACUCAGUUCUCCUCUUCCCUUCUCCCUGUGCUAUGGAAAGCCAAAAGACAGAAACUUGGAAGACUGGGACUGCACCAUGGCAGUUCUCUGUGCUUCAACAUUGGUCUGCUAGUAUGUCAGUAAAACAUGUAUUUCUCAGUGUUAAAGUCCAAUAUCCAAGGCAAUUGUAAUUAAAGGAAAAGAGUCAGAAAGUGAACAAUAAGGAAAAAUGACUGAAAUUACUAAAGGGCUCAGGAGGAAUAAAACUCUUAAAGACUUUGAGCAUAAGCAGAUAAAUAAAUAGAUAUAUAAUAUAAUAGGUAUAGGUAUAUAGGUAAAUAAUAAAUAAAUAUAAGUACCAGAAAGCUACAUGAGCUAAACAUAGUGAUACAGCUCUGGAUAAAUAUUGCUUGGCAAAUAAAUCAAUAGUUGAUGAAGCAGAGGACCUCAUAUAUUCUCAAGAGAGCAUAGAAUCACAGCUGGCUAUUCUUGAAUGGUUUAAAAAAAUCAUGAGAGCAGAAUUUGUAGCCUACACAGAAGAAAUAAUGGGCAAAAUAGAAAAAAAACAUAAAUCAGUAGUGGCAAAUAAAAGAAAACAAAGAUUGAGAAUGUAAAUUAUAAAGUGAAGGAUACUCUGAAAAAGAGAAGCAAAAAACAAUAAUACUAAAAGCAAACAUGAUUUAUAGACUGAUUUUAAAGAUGGACUAUGUAGAGAUAGCUGAAGAAUUAUGUAUAUCUUCCAGAAGAGCAUGACAAGUCAAAAAAUUCAAACUGCACAGUGGAAGAAAAUAAUACAAGAAAAUUGUCCAGAACUUCUGAACACAGAAAAUAAAGUGCCGAUUCAGAGAAUCUAUAGAUUGCUUUCAGAAACAAAACAAAAUAAAACCAAAACCAAAAAAUCCAAUUGUGAAAACUCCAGGAUAUAUAAAGGUUAAAUUAAACAAUUCUAUUUAGAGAUAAAUUCUGCAAACCAUUAGACAUUAUCUUAAAUGAUUUAUUAAAUGUAGGUUAUUAAAUAUAGUUGGAAAUAUGCUUCAGCUUAUGUGUCUAUCUUACAUCUCUCUCCAUU
Sarcophilus harrisii (Tasmanian devil) is the source of this 4265-nucleotide messenger RNA. It is a transcript of the gene C2H2orf42, whose product is annotated as chromosome 2 C2orf42 homolog. Lineage: Eukaryota; Metazoa; Chordata; Mammalia; Dasyuromorphia; Dasyuridae. Gene Ontology annotation, cellular component: nucleus. Bases 12 to 1715 code for a protein of 567 amino acids. The record is from RefSeq and is a predicted model, not a curated record. The transcript is spliced from 9 exons.